This is a messenger RNA of Bursaphelenchus okinawaensis, 1460 nucleotides long. Lineage: Eukaryota; Metazoa; Nematoda; Chromadorea; Rhabditida; Aphelenchoididae. The record is from the annotation of a GenBank genome assembly.
AUGACCUCACUGCAUCAGUUCUCGGUAGAAUCCUUGAUUCAACAGCCAAAAGAGCCAUCACCUCAGCAAAACCUUCUACAACUAUGGGCACUAUGUUUAGCUGCUAAGUCAGCCAACCUACUACAACGACAGUCUACAGAAUCUACAGAAACUUCGUGUUCAUCAGAAGACUCCAAAGACAAACAAAGGUUAUUCGUGUGUAAAGAAUGUGGAAAGACUUUCACAGCUCAUUACAAUCUGACACGGCAUCUACCUGUUCAUACUGGGGCAAGACCCUUCGUUUGUAAGGUAGGUUUGGUAAUUCUAGAAGAUUAUACAAUAAGCGUAGUGUUGUAUAUCUUUUUAUUGUUUUAUUAUUAUAUUUUUUAUUUAUGUUUUUUUGCACGAGUUUUUUAGUUUUAGCUCGAUUUUCUCAAGUUUCAAACCUCGAAACCUUUUAAAUUUUAAAACUUGGUUUUUUAAAAGUUUUUAUUACCUAAAAAAUCAAUUUGUAGGUAUGCGGUAAAGCCUUUCGCCAAGCCUCAACUUUGUGCCGGCAUAAGAUCAUUCACACUGAAGAAAAACCUCACCAGGUAUGUUAAUAUAGGACUUGUUGACUCUAAAGAUUACAAUUUAAUUUCUCAACUUCCAUCUAGCCACAACUUCAAUUUUAAAUAAUUCCAGAAAUACGUUUUCGUCCAUAUUUUCUUAAAAUCACUGUGUUAUCUUUUUAAAAUCACACUAUAUUCUUAUAAUAAACAUCCCCUUAUCAUCAUCCAACAACAUAAUGUCAUUAACGCUAAUCUGGUUUCAGUGUAACAUCUGUGGAAAGUGUUUCAAUCGGUCCUCAACUCUCAACACACACAUCCGCAUUCAUUCAGGUAAAUACUCUUGUUAUUUGCCACUUUAAAGCCCAAUUUAAACCGGAAGGAUGGGGAUUAAGCUGUCUUAAAGUUAUAUUUUUGUGUGUGACAAACUCAAAGAUCCAUGAGCUGGUCCACUAGGGGCCUGUCGCAGCCGGAGGCGAUUUAUGGUUCUAUGAAUGUAAUACUUUAGACGUAAUAAGGGGAAAGGGCACAAAGUGCGACAGUUUUGAGGAUUUAAAAGUAAACGAAUAAGAUAUACUACAGUAUUUGGCAGUUUCUUAGCCAUAAAAUUAAAAACCAUAUUUUACAAUUCAAAUAAAUAAAUUUCAAUUUCCAGGUUUCAAACCCUACGUUUGUGAAUUCUGUGGCAAAGGAUUCCACCAGAAUGGUAACUACAAGAAUCACAAACUGACACAUUCCAAUGAGAAACGAUUCAAAUGUGAGGUAUGUCAGAAGGCAUUCCACCACUCGUACAAUCUUUCCUUCCAUAUGCACAUUCACAACCAGACCAAGCCAUAUCAAUGUUCUCUAUGUUCGAAAGGAUUCUGCAGGAACUUCGACCUCAAGAAACACAUGCGCAAGAUCCACCAAGUCGAACCCAACAGUACAAAAUGA